CUGCCCUGACAAACCUACACUACCUCUUCCGCACGCCCCCUUGCCGCACAUCCCGCACGUCCCGCGCGCCCCGCAACUCCCGCAACUCUAUUUCCCUUAUCUUCUUCUAGCGCGAGUUUUUUUUUUUUUUUUCGAGGAGUCACAAGCGAGGCGCGCACACGCCGGACCGCGAAAUUACGAGCCAUGCGAGGGUCGGGAGUGGCGGCGGUGGCACCGGCGAACGCAUACCGGUUCUGCGGCAUGUGCGGCACGCUGCUGGACAUGCCGACCGUCGGCUCCCUCGCGCAGUGCCCGCUCUGCGCCACGCAGCAGAACCUCAGAGAUUGGCCGUCGCUUGGCGUUACGACAACCAGUGGCCCACAGGACCUAAUGCGGCGAUACGGCGUGGACCCCAUCGUGCCGCUGGACUCCGACAUGCGCGGCGAGGCGGGCAAGGAGAGCAUCAAGGAGCGCGCCAAGGUGAACGAGACGUGCCCCAAGUGCGGCAACAAGGAGAUGGAGUACUACACAAUGCAGUUGCGGUCUGCGGACGAAGGGCAAACAGUUUUCUAUGAGUGCACCAAGUGCAAAUACAAAUACAGCCUCAACUCAUAAUGCCAACUCCGAAGCAUCCUCCUUGCUGCUCAGCAGACCUCAAUGUGUUGUAGAGCCUUCUGACAUAGAGAUGUAAUCUCAUCUUGUAAUAAAUCGUUACUGCAGAG
Closterium sp. NIES-67 is the source of this 701-nucleotide messenger RNA. Lineage: Eukaryota; Viridiplantae; Streptophyta; Zygnematophyceae; Desmidiales; Closteriaceae. The record is from the annotation of a GenBank genome assembly.